Columba livia (rock pigeon) is the source of this 2266-nucleotide messenger RNA. RefSeq names its product glycerol-3-phosphate acyltransferase 2, mitochondrial. The transcript has 20 exons. Lineage: Eukaryota; Metazoa; Chordata; Aves; Columbiformes; Columbidae. Gene Ontology annotation, biological process: phospholipid biosynthetic process; triglyceride biosynthetic process; piRNA processing. Gene Ontology annotation, molecular function: glycerol-3-phosphate O-acyltransferase activity. Gene Ontology annotation, cellular component: mitochondrial membrane. The record is from RefSeq and is a predicted model, not a curated record. The coding region runs from base 158 to 2236 and encodes 692 amino acids.
GACACCGGGGGGACACGGGCGGUCCGUCCAGGCCCGGCCCCCGGGCGGGCGGAUCCGGGGCGGAGCGGAGGGACCGGCCGGGCCGGACCCAGCGCAGCCGCUUGCUCUUCUCCCCCCUCCACCGACGUCCCCAGCACGUCCCCCCCCGACGGCCACGAUGAAAACCUGGCUCAGUGAUUCGGGGCAGAAACUGGAGAUUUUCAUCCCUUUUUUGGGCAAAUAUCGGCCCUUGGCGGGGCGUUGCUGCCAGACCUGCACCCCCAAGAGCUGGGACAAUUUCUACCAGACGAAUUUCUCAUCCCUCGGUUUCCGCGACGCCAUCCGGCUGACCGAGGAGGACACGCGGUACCGGGGCUGGCUGGUGCGCAGGGUGUGCGGGAUCCUGGUGCUUUGGGGCCAGGAUGUCCCCGACACCCCCAGGGACCUGGCGACCAGGAUCUGCCGCAGGCUGCGCAGUGUGUCCCAGGGAUCCGGAGGGGCCAGCGAAUCCCAGCGGCGCUGCAAGGAGGAGAUCCAGCGGAUCCUGGCGGGGAUCCAGGCCCCGCUCGCACGGCCCCUGCUCAGAUUUUGCGCCUGGGUUCUGCUCAAGCUGCUGAGCCGCCUGUUCCUGAGCGUCCAGCUCCACCGCGGGCAGCUGGCGACGGUGCAGGGGGCGGCCAGGACGCCCGACGUGCCGCUGCUUUUCCUGUGCGCCCACAAGUCGCCGCUGGACGCGCCGCUGCUGGCGCUGCUGCUGUUCUCGCAGGGACUCGGGGCGCCCCGGGUGGCACUGGGGGGGGACACCUGCACCCCCCUGCUGCGGUCUCUGCUCGCCCGCCUCGGGGGGGUUUUCCUGCCGCCGCGGGACGAGGCCGAGGGGCUGGCGGGGGCCGUGCUGGCCGCGUUCGUGGCGGACCUGCUGCGCAGCCGGCAGCCGCUGCUGCUGUUCCUGGAGGAGCCCGCGCUGCCCCGGGUCCUAGCGCCCGCCGCCCGGCGCUGGCUGCGCCCCGUGUGCCGCGCCCUGAGCCAGCGUGCCGUGCGCGACGUGACCGUGGUGCCCGUGGGGAUCGCCUACGAUAUCACCCCCGGGGACACGCGGGGGGACACACCGGUGAGGGGACAGCACCCAAAGCGGGGGACGGCACCCAAAUGGGGGGACGCCCCACGGUGGUCCGCUGGUCCGGAGACCGAAGAGGAGACACUGGUGACGCGGCUGGGCCUGCACGCGCUGAGUGACACCAUCUCCUGUUCCGCUGUCACAGCCGUGGGGAUCACAUCUGCGCUGCUGCUGCACAAGCACCGUGGGGCGGUGCUGCUGUCGCGGCUGCUGCGGGACUUCGGGUGGCUGCUGGAGGAGAUCCUGCUGCGCCAGCACGACGUCGGCUUCUCGGGGCAGCUGCGGGCGCUGGUGCGGCACAGCCUGGCGCUGCUGUCCCCUCGUGUCACCCUGCUCCGCCUGGCGCCGCGCGGGGACGCGCUGGUGCUGCCCGCGGGCUCGGCCGAGGCGCAGGGGGAGCUGCGCCGGCUCAGCGCCGCCGUGCUGCCCGUGUUCGCCUGCGAGGCCGUGGGAGCCUGUGCCAUCCGCGCGCUGCUGCUGGAGCUGCUGCCGUUCCUGGGGUCCAGCGCCGGGCGCCCCGGGAUCGUGCUGAGCCAGGACGAGCUGCAGCGCAAGACGCUGGAGCUGCUGCGGCUGCUGCCCCCGAACCUGCUGGGGCUGCAGCCCUGCCAGCCCCCUGAGCGCCGCAGCCACGACGUCCUGGACAAGCUGCUCCUGUGCGGGCUGCUGGAGGUCGAGGAGCCCGAGGGCGAGCGCUGGGCCUGCGACGUGUCCCGGCGGCCCUGGGCCAGGAUGGAUUUCAGCGACAGCGACAGCGACGGCGCCGACGAGCUCCCCAAACGCUGCUUCAAGCUCAGCGAGCCCCAGGGCUGCCCUGGCUUCCUCCUCUUCCUCUGCCGCCUCCUCAGCCCCGUCCUGGGGACAUUCGCCCGCGCGGUGACGUUCCUGGAGCGGCCACAGUGGCCCCAGCCCGAGGCGGUUUGUUUGGAGGCGCUGCUGCAGUUCCUGGCCGAGGGGGACGAUGUCGAGCCCCCCAGCCGCAGCGCGGCCCUCAGCGCGCUCCAGACCUUCAAGGACAUGGGGGUGCUGGAGGAGCUGAGGGGUCCCGCGGGGCCGCAGCUCCAGCUCACCCAGCCGUUCCGCAGCACCGCGGCGCGCGCGGAGCUGGAGACCUUCGUGCGGCAGUUCCUGCAGAUGUGACACGCGCCAGGGGUGACAAUAAAUUGAGGG